AUGUGCUAUGACCGCUACGUGUCCAUCUGCAAACCCCUGCACUACGGGACCCUCCUGGGCAGCAGAGCUUGUGCCCACAUGGCAGCAGCUGCCUGGGCCAGUGCCUUUCUCAAUGCUCUCAUCCACACAGCCAAUACAUUUUCCCUGCCCCUUUGCCAUGGCAAUGCCCUGGGCCAAUUCUUCUGUGAAAUUCCUCAGAUCCUCAAGCUCUCCUGCUCCAAAUCUCACUUCAGGGAACUUAGGCUCAUUGCUGUUAGUGCCUCCUUAUCAUUGUGUUGUUUUGUGUUCAUUGUUUUCUCCUAUGUGCAGAUCUUCAGGGCUGUGCUGAGGAUCCCCUCUGAGCAGGGACGACACAAAGCCUUUUCCACCUGCCUCCCUCACCUGGCUGUGGUCUCCCUGUUCCUCAGCACUGCAGUGUUUGCCCAUGUGAAACCCUCCUCCAUGUCCUCCCCAUCCCUGGAUCUGUCAGUGUCAGUUCUGUACUUGGUGGUGCCUCCAGCCCUGAACCCCCUCAUCUACAGCCUGAGGAACCAGGAGCUCAAGGCUGCAGUUAAGAGACUGAUGACUGGAUGGUUUUGGUAACAUUAAAGGUGUGGGAAAUUUCUGCAAAUCUCUUGAA
Molecule: messenger RNA, 619 nt
Organism: Passer domesticus (house sparrow)
Lineage: Eukaryota; Metazoa; Chordata; Aves; Passeriformes; Passeridae
Product: olfactory receptor 14J1-like
Exons: 1
Coding region: 1-582 (193 amino acids)
Biological process (GO): G protein-coupled receptor signaling pathway
Cellular component (GO): membrane
Molecular function (GO): odorant binding; olfactory receptor activity
Source: RefSeq, a predicted model, not a curated record